UUACGUUUCCUGGGUCCUGUUCUAUAAAAGAGGCUGUCAGCUCCUCAGUAGAAGUGGUAGGAGAGGAGCCCAGGACAGCCGCCGAGACCUCGAGAUUCAGGUACCAAGAGAUGUUUCUAGUUGGGAGCCUCGUUGUCCUCUGUGGGCUGCUGGCCCAGAGCUCGGCCCAGCUGGCAGGGCUGCCCUUGCCCCUGAACCAGGGCCUGCCCACAUCUGUGGGUCACUGCCGGCCCUUGCACCUGGACCAGAACCUGCCCACGUCUGUGGGUUACUGCCGGCCCUUGCACCUGGGCCAGAGCCUGCCCUACGGGGCAACCCCAGUCAUAUCCACAUAUCCUACAGACUAUCUUGCUAGAAACUUCAGAGAUGCUUUCAGCCAAGGCCUGCUGUCUGGGGGGAUUCUGGGCUUUCUGGAACACAUGCCUCUCCUGAGCUACGUGAGACCAGCAGGAAGCAAUGCUGGUGGCCUGGUCGGGGUGCUUGGAAAAGUGAUCUCAUCAAUCCCGAUCCUGAACAACAUCCUCGACAUAAGAGUCACUAAUCCCCAGCUGCUGGAAAUUGGUCUUGUGCAGAGCUAUGACUUCCACCGCCUCUACGUCACCAUCCCUCUGGGUUUUGAACUCAAAGUGAACACACUCGUGGUUGGAAGUCUGUUGGAGCUGGCUGUGAAGCUGGAUGUCACCGCAGAAAUCUAUGCUGUGAGAGACAUUUAUGGGAGGAGCCGUCUGGUCAUUGGUGACUGCAUUCACUCUCCUGGCAGCCUGCGAAUCUCACUGCUUAACAAACUCAGUCCCCUUCAAAGCCUGAUAGACAGCCUCACAGACGUCUUGACUAGAGUCAUUCCUGGCCUGGUGCAGGGUGUGGUAUGUCCUCUGGUCAACGGGAUUCUCAGCCUCUUGGAUGUCACCCUGAUGCAUGAUGUUGCUGACUUGCUGCUGCAUGGAGUACAAUUUGUCAUUAAGGCCUAAGCCCUCCAAGAAAGGCCCUGUCUCUGCUGAGAUGAACAAUUUCUUGCUGCUCUGUCCUCUUCCUCAUGCCCAGCUUCCCAUCGUUCACAGAAGGGGACCCAAGUCCUGGAAAAUGGCAUGGUCAUCUUCUCAAGGAACCUGCUCUCCUCCUCUCUCAGGCUUGAUGAAUAUUCUGUAUUCAUCACUAAAUAAAAUGGCUCUGCUUA
This is a messenger RNA of Peromyscus leucopus (white-footed mouse), 1174 nucleotides long. RefSeq names its product BPI fold-containing family A member 5-like. Bases 111 to 968 code for a protein of 285 amino acids. The record is from RefSeq and is a predicted model, not a curated record. Gene Ontology annotation, molecular function: lipid binding. NCBI's taxonomy places the organism in Eukaryota, Metazoa, Chordata, Mammalia, Rodentia, Cricetidae. Gene Ontology annotation, biological process: immune response in nasopharyngeal-associated lymphoid tissue; antibacterial humoral response; innate immune response. The transcript is spliced from 9 exons.